This is a messenger RNA of Mizuhopecten yessoensis (Yesso scallop), 7317 nucleotides long. RefSeq lists its product as uncharacterized. Bases 99 to 4673 code for a protein of 1524 amino acids. The record is from RefSeq and is a predicted model, not a curated record. The transcript has 15 exons. Lineage: Eukaryota; Metazoa; Mollusca; Bivalvia; Pectinida; Pectinidae.
CGGUUUCAGACGGAAUUCUGGGUAAUCAAUUAGGCAAAAUGGCGGAUGAAGAAAGAUUGCAGACAACAGUGUUUUGGUUAACAUGACCUAACGUGAAGAUGGACCCAAAUCAAUGGCGGAACUACAACCAGGCGUAUGGUCACAUCGGCCAUAGCAGUGGGUUAUCACCAACUGCAGCCAAUCUUAACCGCUUUGAUCUGCCACUCCUAAAUGCAGAUCCAACCCUUGGAACAGGGCUUGGACUUGCCCCGUCAUUACAGUCACAUCCAUCAAGUAUGUCUUCUGCCAGGUCUAUGGGCGGACUUGGGGCAUUGCCCUCCAACUACCCACUUCAUAACACCAUGUCUCCUUUUCUGGAUGCAGUCAACCCUCUUCCUUCAGCCUUCCCAGCACAAAGUCCAUAUAAGAGCCUUGGCCAGUCAUCAUUUGGGAUAGAAGCCUCAUCUCUAAGAUCCCCAGACCAGCCAAGUCUGUACGGAUUCACUUCUGUCGCAGAUGCAAGAUCCCACUCAAAGUCAAUCUAUGCUCAGGACACACUGCUGUCAAAGGAACAACAGCUUAGUUAUGGCAUUUCCUCUUCUCUCAGUCCAUUAAGUAGCAUCGAAAAGUCAUCAAAGUCGACCAGCUGGAAUCUGUCAAACUUUGUGCCGAAUCCUUCAAAUCCUUUUGGAAAUUUGAGUAAUGAAGUUCCGUCCUCCCUGUCAGAUUUGGUUGGACCUCCUCCUGCUCACAGUGGUAAUACCUCAACUUCCAGGCACAGCACCAUUCAGAGAAAUCAUUUCCCUUCAGACCUGUUUUCACACGUACCCUUGAACAACAAACCAUCCCGUAGCUAUUCCCUGGAUAAGCCUGAGGACUUGUUGCUGGCCAGCCCUACACUGCAACUGUCACGGAGUGGACUCAGUGACUCCAUCUUUACUUCACCAACCCACCAUGGUAUUGAAAAUCUCACAAAACCUACCAGUCAGCAUAACAGUAUUUUUGGGUUCCCUCCCAACUCUUCUGCAUUGAAAUCAGAAUUGUCAUCAAAUUAUCAACAGCAAUUGUCAUCUGAUAUCAACUAUGACCCGGUCAGUCCUCCAACUCCGCUAUCUGAUGGAGGCCAACAACAACAGAAUGAUAUAUACACCAAUGUGGGGCUCCAUGACAUCAGCCCAAUGAGUCACUCACAACAUGGAUUACUUCCACAGAAACAGAAAGAAAGACUAGUGCAAGAUGCACAUCAAGUGAUAAUGCAUGCCCAUUCGGGUAAAUCAGGAAGUGUACAGAACAUUCCUAUGGAGCUGAAUAAAAACCUAAACCAAAUGUCAAACAGCCCAAUGCAGCAGUCUCCCAUCAGUGUUGGUGGGAGUCCACACAUGUCUGUACCAAUGAGCUCCCCCCAGACCCCCUUACCUAGCUCGACUGUGGUUCAGGCACCACCUCCAAUACAGGCGGUGGCUGACUCUACCACAAAACCAAAGAGAGUGCGUUCCAGAAAGAAAAAAGUUUCCGUUGAUCAAGAAAACGGACAAAAAUAUUCCCCAGAGGGUAUGACCUCUCACAUGGUAAACCAACAUGGGGAUAUGAUGGGUAUGGCCCUGCCCAUGUCUAAUUCAGGUCAUAUGAUGAGUAUGGGGAGUCAGAGCUUUAACCAGACUAACCCCUACAGUCCCCAGAAGUCCCAGCCAUAUAGCCCUCACACACAUCCCCAGUACAGCCCUAAGAAGACUCAGGCUGUGAGCCCCCAAUCCUAUAGCCCUCAGAUCACCUCUCAGGCCAUGGUAGACAAAGUUUACAACCACCAGCAAUCUCCAUCCAUCGAGGAGCAAUUCUCGAUGCAACAUUCAGCUAACCUAUCAUCACAAAACCAAAUGUCCCUACCAUCAAAUUCAAACCACAUGUCAUUGAUGUCAGACAGUGUGAUUCACAAUGGUGGACAGGGGUCGGUAAUCCACAGUAUGGCAGGAGAGUCAAUACGGCAGUCCCUCCAGUCACAGGGGGCCACUCCAAGCCCACCGGAACAGCAAAGGGGCCACAUGUCGGUAAACUCUUUGUCAUUGUCAGAUAUAGCAUCCACUCCACUAGCUGAUGCAAUAGUCGGAAAUAACACUAAUUAUAACUACAACAGUGUGCCCGGGCAGUCUUUUGUGGAACAGUUGCAAUCAGAUUCAAACAUUGACCAUUUAAAUAAGUCACCAAUGAAUGACCCAAUGUCCAUAGGUCAGUUAGAUUUACAGGGUCAACAAGGAACAUACGUCUCUCCACAGCAGCAGCAGCAGACUGGAUACAUACCAUCUCAGCCCGGAGGCUAUGUGUCGCAGCAACCCAACAGUAUUUACACCGAUUUGGAUAAUUAUAACAACCAGUAUGAAAACGCUCACAGUAGUCUCACCUCCCCAUCAUUGGGUUAUGAAAACUCACCGCAUCCAAAUAACACAUCAACCAUAGACGAAGACGCACUGUCCAGUUUGAUUGGAAAUCCUACAUUACGAGAUACCUCUCCAAUGAAGGAGCUAUCGCCCGAGUACUGGAGACAUCGGACAAAGGCAGAAGAAAAAGUUCUGCCUAUGAGAACUGUGACUAGCCAAGUAGAGUUUGAUGAUGACUUUGCACAUUUAACAAAACCACCUGAUUGUGAAAAGAAAGACAAGAAACCAAAUGUGAAACCAUUAUCAAAUUCUCUCUCGGUGAUAAAUCCCUCCAUGCAUUCAGUUAACUCUACACCUGUACCAGUUCAAAUAAAACCAGAGCAAAAUAUUGCUGCGAAAAAGUCAAACUCAAACAGCAGUUCCUUUAUGGACUCAUUCUUGAGUUUUAUUCAGGGCAAAAAGCCUGAGACUUUGUCAAGUUUAAAUACAUCUAAUGUUAAAAAGCCAGAGUUACCAAAAUAUAUCCCUGAACCUCGGCGCCCACGCCCGGUUGAGUCCUCGGACAGUGCUGCCAGCACUCCCAGGCCUGACACCGACAACAAAUCAGAAUUCAGUUCAAACACAGGAAUCAAUUCACCGUCAACAUCUCAAAAUGAUGACACUGUCAAUUCGCAGCUUGCUUUCUCAGAUGAUGACGAUGAAAGUGCUAACCUCACUAGUACUGUGGAAAAUGUCCUGUCUCACCUGAAUGAGGAUGGGACCAGGAAGGAGGGUCUCAAAAUGAGAAUUAGCUUUUCAAAAAUCACAGGAGGUGGGAAAAAACAGACAAGAAAAUCUAGUGGAAAAGUGUUGUCUGGUUCACAGAGAGGAAAACAAUCCAAACUCUUCAGUGAUAAUGACACCUUUGCUUCAUCUGGAGAUGAGGAUUAUACUGUGGGUUCUUCUGAGGAAGAGGCAGCAAUGAGGGAAGAGAGAGAACCAACACCUCCACCCCCUGAACCGACCAGGCAUGUUUCCUCCCGCAAGGCAAAGGACAAGGGACGCAAAGUUUACAAAGACUCCAGUGAUAGCGAUAUUUCCCUGGACCUCCCUGGUCCAAUAUCCAAAGGGACUGAUAGUGAUGUGGAGUACGACUCGGACAAGGACCCUGCCUGGACUCCAUUUGCUGUGGAUAACAAGCGACAACCGACAUUUGAUGCUCUCGAUUAUCGGGGGGCGCCCGCUGUACCUAAGAAAGGGCGUCACAAAAGUGGAAAAGGAAGAGGGCGGGUGAAGAUGGGUAGUAAGCGACUGAGUGAACGAGCUCCUACAGCAAGACCCUUCAAGAUACAGAAGAGUAAAGACCAAAAAGAGACCAAUAACACCAGUGUACCUGAUGGUGUGUCUGAAUCUGAUACUAUCCACAAUCUAGAGCUUAAAAAAGAGGGCUACCAGAUGGGAGAUUUUAUUUUAGAUAAGAAAGACCUCAACAAAUUUGAAAACUUUCCUAUUUGGAGGAUAGAGUCUGGGAAAUUAAUCCGUAAAUAUGAGUUAAUCACGGAAGAGGGGCAAAUGCGACACAGAGCCAUGUGCACCUUUUCCAGUUGGGUACCCAUUAUGCAAAAGGAUUACCUAUCUAUCAGAACCAAAUAUGUGGGGACAAACAAUGAUAAGGAGGUUGUGGAAGUGUUUGAGGCGGACAGACCAACACCCAAAUUGGACAGCUAUUUAGAGCAUGCAUAUGAAGAGGAUCCCCUGGCUGACCUCUUUAACGUUUACCUCCAGAUAUUUCUCAGCCAAGCUCUUGAACCAGGAUUUCUCAGUGCAAUUGGGGAAGGGGAAGAGAAUUUUUAUAUGGGGCCAUUACAAAGUAUUGACAAAAUUAUUGAGAAGAAACUUGACGAGAUGGAAGAGAAAGUAUUAUGGAAAGUCACCUUUAAGAAUGCCUUGAGGGCGAAGCCUCACAUCAGAGAGUUGGAUCGACCAAAUCUGAAACUGUUUUGUCAGGCUUGUGAAAAUGCUAGUCAACCUGCUAUCAAGUCGAUCCAUUUGUUUGGUCAGUCGUACGACCACUUCACUUUGGACGAGAACACCAGCAGUGCUACAGAGGGAGGAAGUCUGGAAUUUAUGAUUGGAAAGACGGCAGCUAGUUACGUUGGACCCUAUCACAGUCUCUACCACUUCAAAUACAACCUGUAUAAACGGUGCUUAGCAAAGGUGGAUAUUGUCAGGCAAAGUGACCAUGAACUUGACAAUGCUGAGGUGUUAGACAGAUGUCUUAACAACAGAACCUGGGUACUCAAGAUCUUUGACGACCUGAAGAAUAUGUUAGACAAAGGAUGAACGGCCGGCACUGCCUGAGCAUGGAGUGAAUGUUGUGUGUAUGGUUGUACAGGGAUGUGAUUGCUGUGUGGAACACAAGUCCUCGCCAUAAAAGAUGUUCAGGACAAAUCUUUGGACUGGUCAGUCACUCCCCCCGGCCUGGAGAAGCAUCAUGUCAUAUCUUCAUUCACUGGUCAGCCUUUUCAAGUCGGUAAAAUGACUUGAUACACAGGGCGCGACAGCCUUAGUUAAGCUUUAGUCAUGUCUUUGUCAUAGGUUUGUUACCAGUCGAUGGAAACGAAAAAUAGGGGAUGAGGCAAAUUUAUAUAUGUCUUUAUAUCUGGCACAGAAGUUGUGCAUCUAGUGAUUGCUUUGUCAAAACAAUGAAGAAUUACAUUCAAGUUGUUUGUCAAAAUGUGAUGAUGAAAAUGAAGUCUAAUUGUGUCAUAUAGAAAAGUGAUCUACAUGCGUAACAAGCCAAAACUGGAGAGAAACUGAAGGACAGCAUUGAAGUGGUAUCUUGUUAUACUUGAUCAUUGCCCUACUGACAUACCUUUAGUAUGGGUUGUGUCAUAGCUUGUUGUUGUCUGAGGAGACAAAUGUUUUCAUAUAUUUUAUACUUGCAUUGUAAAAGCUUACCCUACUGUUGCACCCUGUUUUCUCUGUUUGGUAAGACUGUCACAUAAGAAAUUUAACUGGAAAUCUGGUCAUGUGAAUACCAGAUUUUGUGAUAUGCCUAAAAAUAACAUUCAUAAGAAUGUGAAUUCCUGACUAGAGCAGUUAUAAUUAUAGCAAUUAUAGCAUUUUCAUGUCAGCGGUCGAUAAACAUCCUCGGUUGAUAUUAUUUCCUAUUUGGUCCUAUAACACCAUGUAUCAGCAGGCAUUAAAAUACUAAGAUUGUUUUAUUGUUGUAAUUGAUUUUUAAGAUGUCAUUAAUUACAGAAAUAGAAAUAAUAUUGACUUUAACAAUAGUGUUUACUGAGUAACCAAGAUGCUUUUUUCACCAGAAUCUAUUUUAAAACCGUAGGUUUCAUCCGAGAUCUUUAUCUGUGCAAUCCUUUGUAAUCUAUAACCAAGAUGACAACUGGUUUUAUCUGUGAUGAAAUCGUAUUGUUUUAGUCAAUGCGAAACUAAUUAAAAUCAAUUACGAUAUUAGGAAUGGUUUUACAUCCAUUGUUUUCAUGCGUUUCAACAUUAGAUAUUGAUCAGUUUUCUUGAGAAUUGUAUCUUAAGAAAUAUACUCAACAGACCAUAUUUAGUGUGGGGUUCUGAACUAUUUUUGUCACAUGUAAUUUGGUACACACAAGACAGCUUUAACCAGGAACCUGACUUAACAUUCAUAGAGCAAUAACCUUUUUGGUCCAGUAUGUUUAUACUAUACAGUGCUUUUAUUUCCUAUACUUAUUAUUUUCACUUUACUGCUGUUAUUUUUUUCUAAGCUAAAAUCAACACUUCAUAAAUUUGCAUUUACCACAUGGACGCAGAAAUUACAACAAAAGGUUUUAAUGCCUAAAAAUGAAUUCACAAAUGACAAUUAACCCUUUUACCACUGUGAACCAUAUUGUACUCAUCCAGAUCAAUGCAUGGUAGAGUCUACUAAAAUUUAACAGUAGUUAAUUUUUAAAAUAUACAUACCUCAGUCAAAUGUCUCAAUUAACAGCUAUAAUCACUUCUGCAUGUUAAUUUGUCAGUUAAAACAACAAUGAGUGAAAAAGCAAUUUCCUUUCAGUUUUUAAAGACUGCCUUAAGUGCUAUUAUAUUACAAAGCUUUAAAUAUUUUACAUUUUUGCACCCAGUACAAUCAAAUUGAUUUUUGGUAGACCAGUGAUAACAAGAAUUAUCCAAACCUUAUAAUAUGAAAUAGCUGCUACUUAGGUUUGAAUGAUUGAGGAGCUUCUUCUUUAUUAGUUUCACCUGACCAGUGUAAACGUUUACAAACCAAUUCAUUCAAGUAUUCUGCACUUUAUGGGAUAUUGUAUGAUUCAGAAAACAAAUUUUAUCUAGCAAUAAAAAAAAGUCACCUUCACCAUGCAUAACAAAACAGGACAUUUUAUUGAAAUCCUUUGUUUCUACAUUGAAAUGAUUUAGUUUUUUCCUCAGACUGAUGAGAAUUGAAAAUUUCAAAAUUUAAUAAAGAACCCUCCAUGGCUUAAUAUGUUCAUGCACUGUUUCCCCUUUUAGGACUGUUCCAGGAUUGAAUAUAUUUGAGGUAUGAGAGGUAAUGUUUCAUUAUCACUAUUUAUCCUUAAUUUAAAAGGAAAAUAUUGAAUUGCUGCAAAGCAAAUGUAUUUGAUCUAUAGAUUCUUUUAGUUUUGCUUGGGACAUUAUAGCAAUAGGAUUGCUUGGUACUCAUCAAAUUUUUGAUAACUUGAUCGGAAUUCUACAGAAGUCUCUCGGAAGCAUUUCAACAAAGGAUGCCUCUUUGGAAUGUUAACUCAUUCACCUCUAAAAAAUUUAUAAUGAACUAUUCCAUCCUUUGAAUUGGAAGAGUUCAAAUGUGUCUUCAGAGGUGGAUGGGUUAAUAUGCAAAACACCUCAAUAGCAUCCUGAUACAAGUCCACACCAUAGGAUUUGGUUACAGAAGUACAAAAAUUGAUUACAGGUUUAACUGCUGUCAUACAAAGCUCAAAGUUGUUACUAGAAAUUUGCAAGGUCCGUAAUUAAG